This is a messenger RNA of Pectinophora gossypiella (pink bollworm), 2564 nucleotides long. RefSeq names its product fatty-acid amide hydrolase 2-B-like. The transcript has 12 exons. The record is from RefSeq and is a predicted model, not a curated record. Bases 327 to 1892 code for a protein of 521 amino acids. NCBI's taxonomy places the organism in Eukaryota, Metazoa, Arthropoda, Insecta, Lepidoptera, Gelechiidae.
GGGGAAGUUGCGCGAUUUUACUAGAAUUUAAUUUAUUAACAGUUAUAACACAUUUAUAGACAUAAAACAUCAUGGUAAUAUUUAAAACCGUUCUUUUGUGUUCCUGAAUAUGUGCGAUAUACGCGAAAAAACACUAUAUUUGUAUAAAUAAUAUUAUGUGCGUGUGUGAAAAGUACCUGUUACGUAUCGGAGUGUUUAAAAAGUGAACAGUAAAUAAAUUUAUCUUUAUUUUAUCCAACAGAAUUAUAAAUAUAAAUCUGCAGAAAUAUUGAAUGCUAUUAGAGUGCUGGAAAACCCAAUGGCAAUCAUGAAGUACCUUUGCUUUGAUGGAGGUGGGCGUCCGGUUAAUUGGCGUAGUGCUUCGUAUCCUGAACCUUCUACUAUCGCCCCUGUUCUGGCUAAAGGGGCGCCACCGCCGCAGAGUACCGCCCCCACCUGCCGCCAUACUCUUGAAGAGUGCUGUCGAACUUGCUGCCAACAUCAGGGAUGGAGAGAUCACAAGCGAGAACUUAGUGUCAAUCUACAUCGACCGGGUAAAAGAAGUCAACCCGUAUCUGAAUGCUGUAGUGGACGAGCGGUAUCGCGCUGCAGUAGAAGACGCUAAGGAGGUGGACAGGCAGAUAUCGGAGGCGAGGAAGAACGGCAAGUUGAAUGAGCUGGUGAAGACUAAACCACUGUUGGGAGUGCCGUUCAGUGUCAAGGAGAGCUGUUCGCUUGCUGGUCUAUCCAACUCAAUGGGAUGCUUAGAGAACGCCGGGCGCCGAGCUACUGCGGACGGUGAAGUGGUUCGGCUGGUAAGAGCCGCUGGUGCCAUACCACUGUUGGUGUCAAACACUCCUGAGCUGUGUCUUGGGUGGGAAACGACGAAUCUACUGCGGGGGGCGACGAACAACCCUUACUGCUUGAAUAGGACGCCUGGUGGUUCUUCUGGGGGAGAGGGCGCUCUACUGGCAUGCGGCGCGAGCGCUUUCAGCGUGGCAUCUGAUGUGGCAGGAUCCAUCCGCGUGCCAGCCGCCUUCUGUGGGGUCUUCGGACAUAAACCUACCCCAGGUAUAAUCUCCAUAGAAGGACACAUCCCGAUGUUAAACGACGAGUUGUUCCCGCGGUUCCUGGCGGUGGGCCCGAUGGCUCGCCGGGCCGAGGACUUGCCCCUGUUGAUGGACAUCAUGGCGGGAGACAAGAAGGACAAGUUCAAACUCGACCAGCCUGUCGACUUGAGGAAACUUAAGGUACACUACAUGACCGAGGCGGGGAUAUCGUUGGCACUCAUUCGUGUCCAUCGGAGUAUUAGCGACAUGAUAAUAAACGCUGCCAAAUACCUCGAAAGGGAAUGCGGUUCCACCAUCAGUAAUGAGAAAUUCAAGGAUUUAGAAGAUUCCGUGGAAAUAUCAGUGUCGGUUUUCUUUUCUAUGAAAGAUAUUCCUAAUAUGUUACAAGAUCCGGCAAAUCCCAAAAGGGACAAGAGCCUGUUUGGCGAACUAUUGAAAAGCAUUUUCGGAAGUGGAACACGUUCGCUACAGGUUUUAGGAUUUACAAUGAUAAACAAAAGUCACCUUUUUAUUCCUAAAUCUCGGCGUGGAUACUACAGGACAAAGGCGAAAGAACUUCGGGAGCAAAUGAUCAAAACUCUUGGAGAUAAUGGCGUUCUUCUAUACCCCGUAUGUAAUGGUCUGGCCCACUACCAUUCCCAAGUGUUCCUGCGUGCGUCUGGCGUCAUGUACACCAUGGUGUUCAAUAUUCUUGGUAUGCCCGCCACUACAGUGCCAAUGGGUUUAUACCAAGGCUUGCCUAUCGGAAUACAGGUCGUAGCAGCACCGAAUCAGGAUAGAUUAUGCUUAGCAGUAGCAAAACAACUUGAAAAGGGAUUCGGCGGUUGGCGACCUCCACAGUAAUUCUAAUUGAUGGACUCGCAAAAUAGGAAAUAGGCUAAAAAUAAGUUUCUGAAGUCAAUAAACCACAUGUAUGGCGUGGUUGUUUUUUACUGGGGGAAGUUUCGUAUGUUAGAACACGUGAAUUUUAACCGUUUCAUCUAUUUUAUAUGUCGAUAUUAAAGUUAGACCAAUGAAAUUGGUGUUAUUUAUAAGGACAAGUAACCCUGGUGUAUGUAUAUAGAUUGCACAGAACUAUUUUGUGUUAGAUUGUAUUUCUAUCAUCGCUUUUAUGAGUUGACAAUUGUGAAAAGAGUUUUAUAGCAAUUGUUAUUUUAUAAAAACAAAAUAAUUUAUUGUAAUUUUAUUUUGUACCUACCUAUUUUGUUGUAAAAUUUUAAUAUUAAAAUUGAAUUAUGUAUUCGACUACUAUGAAUGUAAUGCACAAAAAAUACUAGUGAUAGUAUAGAUAUUGAUAUUAUGUGCACUUGUUAUAUUUAUGUCAGAGUAUUUAACAAUUAAAAGUGCUGUGAAUGUAAAUGUGUAUACCUGUGUCACUUCAGAACUUUUGGAAAUGUUUGUAUUCUAUUCUAUAUUACUUAUCUUAUUUUUUGUGUCGACUAGAAAUAUUAUUUGUAUACACGCUCUUUAGGCAGUAACUUUACUAUAAAAUAUAAUAAAAUGAAGUAUAAAACA